Molecule: messenger RNA, 1446 nt
Organism: Penicillium pulvis
Lineage: Eukaryota; Fungi; Ascomycota; Eurotiomycetes; Eurotiales; Aspergillaceae
Exons: 3
Coding region: 1-1446 (481 amino acids)
Molecular function (GO): flavin adenine dinucleotide binding; NADP binding; N,N-dimethylaniline monooxygenase activity
Source: RefSeq, a predicted model, not a curated record
AUGGACAUUGACCGGAUAGCUAUUAUCGGCGCUGGCGCAUGUGGGCUUGGUGUCACAAAGAAAGUUGAAUUGCUACCAUACCUUCUAGCAGAGCAGAAAUUUAAAACCAUCACCAUAUUCGAACAGCGGGACCAGCCCGGCGGUGUCUGGAAUUACACUGGCGAUGAAGGGACCGGCCCGAAUGCCAUACCAGUUCCCCAACCACGCCCUAGCUCGGAACCCCAACAGCCGGUCAAUGGGACGUUCAUUUCACCAGUCUAUGACUCUCUAGAAACAAACAUCCCCAGUUCCAUGAUGCAGUUCUGCGAUUUUCCUUUUCCAGCGGGAACUGCUUUAUUUCCUUCGCACAUUGUGGUCAAGGAGUAUCUGCAUAGAUAUGCAGAAGAGUUGCGGGACGUGAUAAAGUUCCAAACCCUUGUUCUCGAUGUCUCCGUGUCGGCAAGACACCCGCGCACAGAGUGGACAGUCACAUGGCGGGAUCUUCAAACCAACCAGGUCUCAGACGCGAAGUUUGAUGCUGUGAUCGUUGCCAAUGGUCAUCACAAUGAUCCUAAUGUCCCUGUCAUACCGGGUCUGGCCGAGUGGGACCAGAUGUAUCCGGGGUCUAUAAUCCACUCAUCUCUUUAUCGGCGUCCAGAUCCUUUUACCAACAAGAAAGUUAUCGUUGUGGGCCACUCCGCCUCAGGCAUUGACAUCGCCUCACAAAUCAGUGAAGUAUCGCAGCACCCACUACUUAUUUCUGAACGAACAAAAACCACAUUGUCACCCGAGAAGGCAGCAGUCGCCAAAAGUCUACCCGAAAUUAUCCUGCUUGAUCCCAUGAAUAGACGAGUGCUGUUCGCGAAUGAACAUGAAGAGCGGGAUGUUGACUGCAUCGUCUUCUGCACAGGAUACCAUUUUUCGUUGCCGUUUUUGUCAAGCCUUCAACCAAGCAUUAUCACCGAUGGCCUGCGACCACACAAUCUAUACCGACACGUAUUCUAUACUCCUGAGCCCACCUUGGCUCUCAUUGGGUUUCAGCAGCGGAUCGUGCCAUUCGUAAUUAGCCAGGCGCAAGGGGCAUGGGUUGCGCGGGUCUUCUCGGGGCGACUUGACUUGCCUCCCCAUGCCGAGAUGCAGCAUUGGAUCGAGGAGUGGAAGGCUGUGCGUGGUGAUGGGCGCAAUUUUAAUGUUUUUGGCUUCCCUCUCGAUGCGGAAUAUAUCAAUUCUUUGCACAAUACAAGCUCAACAGCAGUGCGCCGCGAUGGACUUGAAAAUGAUGGAAGUGGGAGAAUAUCACCGUUCUGGGGUGCGAAGGAUAAGUGGACAAGGGAGAGAGUCCCAUUGAUCAAGAAGGCGUCACAGGCUCUGGGUAGCCGGCGAAAAGACAUCACAAGGCUUGAAGAAAUUGGGUUCAAGUUUGAGGAAAGUUUGGAGGAUACAGAGCUGAACAAGGCUCAUCUGUGA